This is a messenger RNA of Belonocnema kinseyi, 4138 nucleotides long. RefSeq names its product trehalase-like. Lineage: Eukaryota; Metazoa; Arthropoda; Insecta; Hymenoptera; Cynipidae. Bases 743 to 2599 code for a protein of 618 amino acids. The record is from RefSeq and is a predicted model, not a curated record. Gene Ontology annotation, biological process: trehalose catabolic process. The transcript is spliced from 7 exons. Gene Ontology annotation, molecular function: alpha,alpha-trehalase activity.
CGCAAUCACUCGCGCGAGUUUGCGCGAGUUCAGAAGUUAGUUUGAUGCUGGUUUGACGCGAAGCUCGUUGGGAGACUGGAGAGGAGCGUUCAGGUUCAGGCGUGUGCAACAUCAUCAGGGAAGACUUUGCGUCGUGACGAUUUUGACGAGAUUUUGUGUUUUUGAUCAUAUUUUUAUCUUUGUGAUCUUGGCCAUCUAACUCAAUCGGCUCUAGUGGAGACGAGAGAGUCCUGCAGGAUUUUUUUUCCAAGAAAAUUGUGUCCAGAAGGUCGGAGAAAAGCUAUUUAUUGCGUGUCAAGCUAAUGCGACAGACAAGAUGUGGCAUUGUGUUUGGAGCUGAAACCAUCCCGUAGACUUCACAAGACAGAGGGUCCGCAUCCCAAACAAAUCGGCAAAAAGUAAGGGUCAACAUCCUCUCGCCAUCAUCCUCAAACCCCGCAAAACGAACAAAGACAAAAAAACACCUCAUUAGAUACACCGUUUUAAAAAAAGAAAGAAAAAAAGAAAGAAGUAGAAAGUAAAAGAGGGCGAGCGUAGUGAGAAAGUGCGAAAAAAAAGUGAUCAAAGAGUAAAGGAAUCAGGAGGAAACGGAAAGAAAGAGGAAAUUAAAGAACGAAAAAAUCGCGACAUUCAUAUGUGCUUCUAAAAGCUUGUGUCGUUUGCAAGGCUUUUUUUGCGUUUCGUUUGAGAUAAAAAAAAGUUGCCGUGAAUUAAAAGAUCAAUUGCUAUUUUUAAAUCUAAAAUGGCGAUGAGGUUUAGAGGGUUCACGACUUUACUGCUGCAGACUGCAAUCAGUAUCCUGACGAUUCUGCAUAUUGUCGUCGUUACUGCAGGUGACGGAUCAGAAUCAGUGAAACCGCCUCCAUGUCCGAGUGAAAUAUACUGCCAUGGAGAGUUGUUGCACACGAUACAGAUGGCAUCGAUCUAUCCAGACUCCAAGACGUUCGUCGACAUGAAAAUGAAGAAUCCGCCUAAUAAGACAUUGGCCCUGUUUCGGGAGUUGAUGAACAAGACUGAAAAUGCACCCACACGCAUCCAGAUCGAGGAAUUUGUCAACAAGACCUUCGACCCUGCAGGAUCAGAAUUCGAAGACUGGGAUCCAGUAGACUGGAAGCCAAAGCCCAAAUUCCUUGACAAGAUCCGUGAUGAAAAUCUUAAAAAAUUUGCCGAAGAUCUAAAUCAUAUUUGGAAACUGCUAGGUAGGAAAAUGAAGGACGAGGUGAAAUUGAAUAAUGAGCUCUACUCCAUCAUUUACGUACCCAAUCCGGUGAUAGUUCCUGGUGGACGAUUUCGCGAGUUUUACUACUGGGAUUCGUACUGGAUUGUCAAAGGUCUUCUUCUAUCCGAAAUGCACAACACCGUAAGGGGUAUGCUCUCGAAUUUCGUUUCAGUCGUUGAGCAAAUUGGAUUUAUACCUAAUGGGGGAAGAAUCUACUACGCGAUGAGAUCUCAACCACCAAUGCUCACUCCCAUGGUCAGAGAGUACUUGAGAGUCACCAACGAUCGUAAAUGGUUGGAAGAAAAUUUGUGGCUAUUGGAAAAAGAGUUUGAUUUCUGGAUGACUAAACGUACAGUCCAAGUUGAAAAAGAUGGGAAAACAUAUACUCUUGCCAGAUACUAUGAGGAAUCAUCUGGGCCAAGACCCGAGUCUUACAGAGAGGAUUACCUGACCAGUCAGAGUUUUCGUACAGCAGAGGAAAAGGAUAGCUAUUAUGCAGAGCUAAAGACAGCUGCGGAAAGUGGUUGGGAUUUUUCCAGUCGUUGGUUCAUACUUGACGGUACCAACAAAGGAAAUUUAACUAACUUGAAGACAAGAUACAUCAUUCCCGUGGACUUGAACUCUAUUAUCUACUUAAAUGCGCGGUUACUAGCAGAAUUUAAUGAAAUGGUAGGCAAUAAGUCAAGGGUAGAUUAUUAUCUAAAGAAAGCAGAUGAGUGGCAAGAAGCUGUCACAGCGGUACUAUGGCACGAUGAAGUUGGGGCAUGGCUAGACUAUGACAUUCUCAAUGACAUCAAGAGGGACUACUUCUAUCCCACAAAUGUUCUACCUCUGUGGACUAAUUGUUAUGAGAUUGCUAAGAAGGAGGAGUACGUUUCCAAAGUUCUCAAGUAUCUAGAGAAGACUCAAAUUAUGCUUAAUCUUGGUGGUAUUCCUACUACUCUAGAGCACUCUGGUGAGCAGUGGGAUUAUCCAAAUGCCUGGCCCCCUCUUCAGUAUUUUGUGAUUAUGUCUCUUGACAAAACUUCUGAUCCUUGGGCUCAGAGGUUAGCCUACGAAAUGGGCCAACGAUGGGUACGCAGCAAUUAUAAAGCUUUCAACGAGACAAACAGCAUGUUCGAGAAGUAUGAUGCUACAGUCUCAGGUGGUUACGGCGGAGGAGGCGAAUAUGAAGUCCAACUUGGAUUUGGUUGGUCCAACGGUAUCAUCAUGGACUUGAUAGAUAAAUACGGUGACCGAUUAACUGCUGAUGAUCAAUUUUUGCAAAAUGAUGUCGUACAGACAUCGGCACAGCAACAAGUCGCUGUUUCUACAGCUGGUCAAGUCAUGACCGGAAUUCUAGCACUCAUUAUUUCGGUAGCAGCAGGAUUUAUAGGGUGAGAUAUUCGUCUGGUCUAAGUCAACUAGCAAAAAUUUUACGGAAAAGUAUUAUUGCGAAGGAAGCAUUGAGAUAUUAGAAUUAGUGAUAGGUAUCAGCGAUACUUUGAUAGAUCGCUGCUUCCGAAGCAAGAACUGUGUGACGUAGUCAAGAGAAAUUAUUAUUUUCUCCUUGGCUGAUAAUUGACUAACAUAUAACAAAUCUCUCGUCAUUCCUUUCUACAUGUUUGCCUUUUUUCGUUUGUUGUUAUUUGAGUGCGUGUGCGUUAGUGCUUUUAUUAACUUUUGGAGAAAAUGGAAAUAGUGUGCAGGCCACUAGAUUUCCAAGAAUAUUGACAAGAUGACGUAUAAUUUAACACUUGCUGGCGGGUAAAAAUUAAGUGUGCGUGUAAUUGCUGGUCCAGGGAACACGUAAUUUAAAAGAAAUCGUUUCUGGGAAUUUUUAACGGAAAAUUAAACCACUUAAUUGCAGUGAUAAUCUAAAUAGGAAUGAACUUUGUUUUUCAAAAUACUAUAUAUUUUGAAUUUUUUAAUUAAACGUAGAAUCACAUGAGUCAGAUUUAAUAUAGAGGCAAUCUUGAAAAAAAAUUAAGGAACUCUUAUCUCGUUUACAGUGCUAAUACGACACGAACCUCAGAUAAUUUUUAAUUGUCUCAAGCUUUCUUAUCUGCUAAUUCGUUGAAAUUAGAGAUUAGAGUGAAAAAGAGAAAGAAUGUGUGAGCGAAAGAGAGCGAGCGUGGAGAAAUCGAGUCAUCUUGAAGUAAUUUUAAAAUACUUACAAUUAGAUAUCGCUGGUCGAUGGUUCAUACAAGUUUUCUCGUUAUUUACUGCAUCUGAUUAUGCCUCUUGAAAAUUAUUGUUUUAACUUGUACAUUUUUUUCCAAUCGUAUCUUAUCCUAACUGGGAUCUAAUUAAUUAUCCACUUGCUUUUUAUUGCUUCAGAUUAGAUCUUGCAAAAAGAAGAUAUUCUGUAAACAGAAUAUAUUCUUUUAAGAGAGUACGUUAAUCUUAUUGAACUUCAAUAUUUCCAAUGAUACAACGGUCAACGCGUCGUAACUCACCGUAAAAUUAUCAAAGCAAAUUUAAGCUCUUGUACAUAUUUACGUAGUAUAAUGAAAAUACGUUUAAUAGAGUAUUUAUUUUGGUUUCUAUUUUUUAGAAAGUGAUAAGCCAUGUAAAUAUUGUAAUAUAUGAAAGGAAGGUGCUGCAAGUGCAAAUGUCGUAGAUUUAUCUAGUCAGACAAAUGAGUGACGUAUACCUUACUAUAGUGCUGAUAUAAUUUAUGACGUAGUCUUCACAUUGCGAUAAGCUGCCGUACCACUGUGCUGGGCAACACAUUUAUUUUAUUUGAUAUCCUGAUUCUUCACUGUUGAAAAAGUCUUCCAUCGUGGACAAUAUGAGGCUUGAACUGAAAUCUACUGAAUACAACUAAAAUAGGCAAAUUAGUAUUGAUUUAUAAAGGAAAGUAAAAAUAAAAAAAUAUUUAUUAUAUUUCUACUGUUGAGGAAAAAUGCAGUUUAAAGUAUAUUAAUCGAAGAUAAG